CAGUAGUGACAGUUGCCUGGUUUCACAAUCUGAACUGGUUAAUCAAAAAAAGGGAGCAGCUCUAGACUUGUUGCUUUCUGUAACCAUAGAAGCAAGCCCAAGCUUUCUCUUCUUUUCAGUGUUUUUUAGCUCUAUGUGGGCUGACAGAAGUGCAAGAAUAAUGUCCUGUGAUACAUGCACUGUAGAAUGAACACUGCAAAGAACAACCUAAAGACCACGAUGUAUAUUAAUAAAGUAGCUUAAAAGGUCCCACUUUUCAAUGAUUUUUUCCCAAUCCAUUUUAAUACGGAAAUGUCUUACCGGCUAUCUAAUGGAUUCAUCAGUCUGCCCUCCCGCUAUGGCCUUGGUGACGUCCACGUGGAUGCAGGCAGGAGGUCUCCUCGCUGGAACACCAACUUAGGGAGCAUUAGACAUGGACUGGAAUCACCAAGGCAUUAUGGUCUAUCUGAGCUGGAGAGGAACAUUGAGGCUGCUGGACACUUGGAACCAGAUAACUGGAUGGGGCACAGCAGAGAUCAUACCAGGCACCCUCCCAGUCCACAGCAAACAGACAGAGCUAGAUCUGUGAGUCCUCUCCGAGGGAUCCAUUCACUAGAGUGCUAUAGUAAACUUCCAGCUUGCUCAGAGUAUACUAGGAAUUUAUCCAGCCCAUCACUGUCAAGGAGAAGUUCCUUAUCUCGUCCCUCCACCUGGUCCCCAGAGGAGUAUAGCAUAGAGCCGACAUUGAGCCGCAAGGGCUGGAGUGGAUCAGAAAUCGACCUUAGAGCAUCUCUUUCAGAAAGUGCUCAGAAGCGUUCAGAUCUUGUUCAACACCUAAGAGAUGCUCAGUCCAAACUGGAGGAGCAGUCAGAGGAGCUCAAAAAACGAGACAAAGAGCUAGAAUUGAGCAGAGCCAAAACUGAACUACUGGCUAUAAAGCAAAAACAACUAGAGUCCUCAAUAUCCCAGUUAGAGAAAGAGAAAGGCUGGCUUGAAGUAUCUCGUUUUGAGGAUAAGAAACAACGUGGAGAACUACAAGACAGGAUUAUAAAUCUGGAAAUGGAAGUGAUGUUGGCCAAAUCAAGUUUGGAAAAUUUUAACUACACAAAUGAAUUGAUGAACCAAAAAAUAUCUAUGGGUAAUGAUGAGGUUAAUCGGGAACUGAAAACAGCCAGAGAAAACCUUGUAUACUUCCGAAAUCGGGUGAAAAUCCUUGAGGCAGAAAAGAACCAAGCUGUGGAGGAGCUCAGGAAAUUACGAGAGGGGAGUCAGCUGGCUCUUAGUCAAACAAAUGAAGCAAACCAGAGAGCAACGGAUACACUCCGAACUCAGCAAAGCCUUCAGGAUGAGCUUGCUGACCUCCAGCUAAACUUUAACAAAAUUAAUCUGGAGAAAGAACUUCUGUCGUCGAAGGUACUUCGAUUGGAUGAGAAAAUAUCAGAUUUGACUUUACGACUAAAAGUUGCCCAAGCUGACAAAGAGCGAAUUUUGAAGGAAAAACUUGAGUUUCAUCAACGCACACAGGAGUUAUCCCUAGAAUUGGAGAGGGCCCAGAGAGGACGGGAAGGGUUUAAUGACCAGGUCAGUGACCUACACAUCGAACUAGUUGGGGCCAAAGCACAGGCAAAUCGACAGGACCAAGAGAAGGUGCAAAUGAAAGAAGAACUGGUGAUGCUGAAGCAAGUAAAUGAGAAGUUAACAGCAGAGCUGGGUCAGAUACAGCUACAUCUUCACAACUCUUUAGAAGAUCUUCACCAGACUCAAGCAGAGCACAAGAUCUCCAGCAACCUUGCAUCUGCACUUGAGGCUGAGCGCAAGCAACUCUUGGAGGAGAAGCAGACACUAAUGGCUGCCAUAGAGAAGGAUGAGGAUAGUCAGAGUGUCCAGGAACUCAGAGCUUCCCUUACCCAGCUACAAGAAGAAAAAGACAAGCUACAAGCCCGGUGCCAUGACCUGGAAAUGGCAUUGGAGCAAGCACAUGAGCAAUUGGGUUCCCAAAUUCAGGAGCAGCAACAAGUUACAUUGUAUUGGAAAGAACGAUGGCAACAGACAGCUGUUAACUUGAAGAAUACAGAUGAGCUGCUGGAGCAAGAGAGAGCUCAGUGUCAGAAAGCUUCUCAUAAAAUCACAGAGUUACUACAGGACUGUGAAAUGUUACAAACAGAAAAUGAGGAGGUCUGUGAACUCAGAUCAACUAUAAGCAGAUUAAAAGACGAAAAUAACCAGUUAACCAAGAAAGAACUGGAGCAAAAUAAUCAUCUAGGACAUCUCCACAGAUCGCUGAAAGAAAGCACAGAAGAGACUGAUCAAAUAAAUGAGCUAUAUAAAGAGCUACAGAAAUCUCAUGAGAAGAUAAAGGAGCUGGAAAUUCAACAAUCAGACAAGGAUUUAGAUAUGAGAAAGAUAAAGAGUGAAAAUGGAUCUGUCCUUCGCAUUGAGCUGGAUGCAUGCCGGCAGCAGUUGGAAUUGGAGAGAAGUCGUCGGGAGAUGCUACAGUGUAGGGUGGAAGAACUGGAAUCUAAACUUGCAGCAGAAAGAAGAAGCCAGGAUUGCCUUGGUAGUGCGGAAAUCCAAAGCACGGUGACCCAACCACACAGGUCUGAAAUGUACAGUUUAGAGCUGCAGCUGGAAAAAGAAAGAGAAGCAAAGAAGCAGAAGGAUGAACUUAUAUUUACUCUUAAAGAGCAAAUAAAGGAGCUAAAACUUAAAAAACCUGGAGAUAUUAAGGCUUCCUUGGAAGAAGUAGACUCAGAAUUAAUGCUGGUCCGGGAGGAAUUACAGAAGGUCUGGGACAUGUUGAAGACAAAAGACACAGAGCUGGAAGAGCAGUAUCAUGAACUAGAGUCUGCUCGAGACCAGUACACAGAAUGCAGCACAGAGAAGGUCCGAUUGGAACAACUGGUCACCUCUUUACAGAAACAGAUAAUCGAGAGGGAUAAGUCAUUAAAACAUCUUCAGCAGAUUCGAGAGAUGGAAAAGACAGAGAUGAGCAUUGAAAAGUCAUCCCUGGAACUGAAGCUGGCAGAGAUGCAAGAGCAAAAUGGUAAAGUUUCCCACACUGGAAUAAAGAAGUGGAGUCCGACAGGAUCCCAAAAUGAUGCAAGCCCUCAUAAUUGUUAUCGAUGUGAAGUCUUUCUACAGCAACUAGAAAAGGCAAUCAAAGGAUGUCAGGAACGUAAUGUGGAAUUACAGGAGGAAAAGAACCAAACAUUGUCCUCUCUUUACAAGCUGCAAGAUAUUCUAAAGAACCUCUCGAAGCAGACUAAAGUAAAUGAACAGGUGGCACAAGCUCUGCAGAUAGACAAUGAUACCCUUAAAAACCAACACAAGCUGGUAACAGAACAACUCAAGGUUAUAUUUAAAGAGAAGCAAAACUUGGAAAAUGCUUACAAGAAAAUUCCCCAGGAGGAGAAGCCAGCAGAUGACUGGACAGAGAAAUCCAGAUUAGUUAAGAAUGUGUUGAGAUCUGUCAAGGCCAACAGGGAGCUGUCAAAGGAAAAAGGAGAAAGUCAUGAAGAUCCACAGCACCCAACAAGAGAUACAACGGAAAAGGACAUUAGCAAACUGCAAAGACAGCUGGAAGAAAAAUCUGAAAAAAUAUCCACAAUGGCUUCCGAGAUCAAAAUGUUGAAAGAAAAAAAUGAAUCUCUAAUGAAAGCUAAGCUACGUUUCCAGCAGCAGGUUCAACAGAUAAGAAGCAUCUCCCAAUCUGGUCGUGAAAAAGGACCUACAGACUCUAUUGUGCCCCGUUUAUCUGGGGGCUCCAGAAAUCUUCAUGAAGCUGAGUCAGGCAGCCAAGGAUCAUUAACACCGAUGACUGGAAUGCAAACUCCAGAAGGAUCCUGGACAGAUUCUGUUCAAAGCUCCAGAUCUACAACACCUAUAAACACAAGUGCUGCACAUUCCCCGGGGAGACUUAAUAUUUCCGGAGCAAUGAGCAAGAACUGGAGAAGUUACACAGAAGGAUCUCUACUAAGUCCAAGAAGCCAUGGUGAAAUUGAGGGAUCAGGUGAUGGACCAAGUCCAUUCCCAUCCAGGGCAUCAGCACUUCUUUCCCCUAGACCCUAUCAGCCUCGUAAAACAACUUAAGGGGAUAGGUUUGGAGGGAGAUGACAUCAUUAGAAUGUCAUGAAUGAUCUCCAGAUGCAAACAUGCUGAGCUACAUCAUUAAAGGCAUAUUUUCAUCUAGAAAUUUAUGGCAUAUCCCCAUUUAUGCCAUAGAUGUCUGACAAAUGUGGGUCCCACACCUUACUUAAGAUGGAGACCCCCCAAUUGAUGUUAAUAGGAGCUGCUUUAACAGUGUAGCCCUGCAAGCUAUGCUGUCUAGGUAACUCCCAAGUAACUGUAACAGCAUAGUAACUGUCAUUAACUUCUAUGAGAGUUCUAUAAACUGUGUAAAGCAGCCUGUUUAACUGUUUUCAGCUUCCUAAGCACCUACGGAAACCUCAAGUAGAGGCCCUGGAGGAUAGGCCAUAAAUGUCUAGAUAGCCAUUCUCGUUUUUACCUUAAUCACACUUAAAGGGGUACUCCCAUGGAAAACUUUUUUUUUUUUUAUUCAACUGGUGACAAAAAGUUAAACAGAUUUGUAAAUUACUUCUAUAAAAAAAAUCUUAAUCCUUCCAGUACUUAUUAGCUGCUGAAUACUACAGAGGAAAUGGUUUUCUUUUUGGAGCACAGAGCUCUCUGCUGACAUCAUGACCACAGUGCUCUCUGCUGACAUCUCUGUCCAUUUUAAGAACUGUCCAGAGUAGGAGAAAAUCCCCAUAGCAAACAUAUGUUGCUCUGGACAGUUCCUAAAAUGGACAGAGAUGUCAUGGCAUUAAUGGCUGUGUCUGUAAGAAGAUAAUAGAAGUUUUAUCUAACAUGCUAAUGACCCAUAAGUACCCCUUAGGUGGGACAAAUCACUGCAAGUGCCCAUAACUUCCCUCCCUGUCCUAACCCCUUGCCUCCCCUUUGGCUUGAUUGAGAGCCCCUGUACCGACCGAUGUUGCUGUCACAAGGGAUGUCAGUCAAAUUAAAAGGGUGGCAUUAGGCUUGAUCAUGGAAGGGAGAAUAUGGUUACUUUAAUAUCCAUUGCAAUAUCUCAUUGCAGCCUCAUACUUUCCUUUAUUAAACAGAUUUUUAAUAGUCACUUAUAUAUGUUUUACUAUUUAAAAGAAAAUACUGAAUUUUUUUUUCUAAUUGUUUUUCGUAGUCUAUUUGUAUUUUUUUUAAAUUCUAUUUUCUGGACAUGAUUAUGGGGUCAGCCAUUUUCCAAAAGAUGCGGUAAACAGCAUUUAGGGAUAUGUUUUAAAGCUGUCACAUGGGCCAUAGGAACCUGUAGUCUGAAGUUUAAUCACUGACUUCUGUUGGAGAGUUUUCUAGGCGUGCUAUGUCACCAGUGCUCAUUGUUAAGUAGAGCAGCUGUGACCAUCACCUAUUGUAAAUGGUUUGAUCACAUCUUAGCUAUGUACAGUUGUCACCCUUUAGGCUGGAACUCCACUGAGGUUUUUUUUGCACAAACGCUGUAAAAAACGCCAAUUUUCCCGCACAGCGUUUUUUCAGCCGCGUCCAGAUGUUAGCUGCAAGUAAAUUGAAAACUGCAAAAUGCCAGAUUCACUUGGCGUUUUUCAGUUUGGCGUUUUUUUAAUCCUUUUGGUGUUUUUCAGCAAUUUCGGGCUCAGAGGCUGGAUUUUCAAAACGCCCGACAAAACCUAGUUUGGCGUUUUUUGCCCUGAAAUCGUGGCGUUUUCCUCCCAUAGAAGUCUAUGGGAGAGCAAAAACACCAAAAAAAUGCCAUGUUGGUUUUAAAUUUUGCGUUUUUCCAAGCAGUUUUUAUUCUUUUUUGGACUUUAGCAAUCCAAAAAAUUAUGGAGAUACCUUUUUUAUUUAAAUUUCGUAGGGUACCAUAAAAAAAUUAAUAAAAAAGAUUGUAGUGAUGGAAAAAAUUGUAUCUAAUCAAAUGUAUCUUUUUUAUUAUGAAAUGUUUGUUAAUUUUUAAACAGGAAUCAAUUUAUGUGAGCAGAUAAAGCACAAAAAAUGUAGCCGACAAUAAUAAAAAUGUAGUGUGUGUGUGUGUUUUUCACAUUUUAUUUUAUUUUUUUACAUUUUUUAGGUAGUACUACUUCUCCCAGCAUGGAACACACUGUUCCAUGAUGGGAGUAGUAGUACCUGUAGUAAUUGACAGAUCGCCAGGGUUCGUCACAAUCCUCUUGUAUAAUGUAUAGA
This is a messenger RNA of Hyla sarda, 6186 nucleotides long. Its product is annotated as golgin subfamily A member 6-like protein 26. Lineage: Eukaryota; Metazoa; Chordata; Amphibia; Anura; Hylidae. The coding region runs from base 292 to 4068 and encodes 1258 amino acids. The transcript has 30 exons. The record is from RefSeq and is a predicted model, not a curated record.